Molecule: messenger RNA, 2044 nt
Organism: Schistocerca gregaria
Lineage: Eukaryota; Metazoa; Arthropoda; Insecta; Orthoptera; Acrididae
Product: alanine--tRNA ligase, cytoplasmic-like
Exons: 1
Coding region: 64-1149 (361 amino acids)
Biological process (GO): tRNA modification; alanyl-tRNA aminoacylation
Cellular component (GO): mitochondrion
Molecular function (GO): amino acid binding; ATP binding; alanine-tRNA ligase activity
Source: RefSeq, a predicted model, not a curated record
GUGGAGUGCGAGGUGGAUAUAGACGAGCGUCGAUUGUUGGCGUCGAACCACACGAGUACGCACAUGGUCAAUUUGGCGCUUCGCCAGGUGUUGGGCGCCACGGUUGAGCAGUGCGGGAGCGUGGUGAGUGGGGGGAAGUUGAGGUUCGACUUUACGUACGGGAGGCCGUUGAGGACGGAGCAGGUUCGCGAGUUGGACAGGAGAGUGAACGAGAUGAUCGACAGGGAGUUGUCCGUGCACACGGGCGUUUUGGAGUUGAAGAGGGCGAAGCAGAUUCACGGGAUUCGCGCCGUGUUUGGAGAGAAGUAUCCGGACCCCGUGCGCGUGGUGUCGAUUGGCGUGUCGGUGGAUGAGAUCAUGUUGGAUCCCGGUUCGACUCGGUGGUGGGACUAUUCGGUUGAGUUGUGUGGUGGGACGCAUUUGAGCAAUACCCGACAGGCGGAGAGGUUCGUGAUAGUCGAGGAGGGUUCUCGGGGAGCCGGCGUUCACCGGCUGGUGGCGGUUACGGGCGAGGAGUGUCGCUUGGCGCAGGAGCGUGCGAGGGAUUUGGAGGCGAGGUUGGAAGAGAUUAAGAGAGUUUCGGACCAAGCCGAGUUUAAUGUGCGAGUGAACCAGUUCAUCUAUGACCUGGAGAAUAGUUUUAUUUCUGUUUGUCAACACGUCGUUCUUCGUCAGAGAAUCGAGGAGCUCAAGUCUCAGUCUCGACGCGCGAUCGUCCAACUGAACAAGGCAGCUCAGAUGAAGGGAAACACGUACGUUUCGGACGUUUUGGACUCGCUGGCUGGCUGCUACGCGCCCUACUGGGUCGAUCAGUUACCGGAUGGGAGCCGAGAAAGUCUCAACAAGGUCGCCAAGUCGAUCUGCGAUUCGUCUAAGUCGCGCCUUGGAUUCGACGUCGCUGUGUUUUUGUUUUGCCGAGACCGUUCUAAUCCCUCGCAGGCCAAGACGCUUUUCGUCGCUCACGUGCCCGAGGGUUUCGUCGUGCGGCACUCGUUGAUUGCGAGGGACUGGGUCGAGUCCGUAUCGCUGCUGCUUGGCGGAAAGUCCGGUGGGAAGGACCAAGUUGCUCAGGGGGUCUCUCCUUGCGCGGCGGACCUGCAGCCCGCCCUCGACGCGGCAGCCGAGUACGCGAGGGCUCGUCUGGCUUAAUAAAUUUGAGGUCGCUUUAGAAGUAGCUCGAGUGGGGAUCGAGGCACUUGUUGGACACGAUGGAGAGCAGCAUGUGCCUUCUGAUUUUGGGCAUAUCUGCUUGUGAGAAAUUGAAGGGCGCGUUUCUGGAUAUGCAGUCCAUGUACAUGCAUACGAAUACGCCGCAGUCGCUUCCGUUCUGUUGAUACGGAAUUUUCGGGAUGUAGUCUUUCCACUUUUCCGGUUCCGGUCGGGGCGACGCGGAUUUUUUGUCCUUCCACUCGGAGAGGAUGUACUCGCGCAGGAGGCGGGUGCACUGCGCGUUGCCCCCGCCGAGCGGGUCGUAGUACUCGAUUCGGUUGAGGCAGAAGUUGAUGACAGCGAGGCACCAGUGGUUGGCCAGAUGGAUGGGGAUGAUGACUUUGUCGAAGGAGAAGAUGUCCGUUCUCCUGGUCCACCUCCGGACCAUUUGGUACCCGUCGUCCUUGGACAGGAACAUAUAGAAAAAGGAGUUGAAAUAAUGGCACUUCGGCCAUCGAAUGAUCGCGGCUCGUCGCUGUUCCUCGUAGAGUUUUUGGCGUUCCGUGAGCAUGGCUAUCCAGAAGUUGAUCAGUUCGUCGUUGAGCCACCGGUGGUCUAGGAGCCUCUUCACGUCCUUGACCAACAGUUCCAGGUUCAGUCGGCUGACGAAGACGGUGGUGUCGCGAAGUUGCGUCAGCCUUGCCACGGUUUUCUGAUAGGCGUCUUCGUUAGGCGGGGUGACCUUUCUUUCGAACGUUUCUUGUUGGGCGACCUUCGUGGGUUUCUUCGGGGUGCACUUCUCGUACUUCCUCAUAAAGUCGAACUGGUUGACGGUGAGGUACGCGAAUUUGCGGCCGCCGUCCGCGGUGGGUCUCUUUUGCGGGGUGCGGGCUUC